UCUUAAGCUUAAAGCUGUAAAUGGUUCUGCAAGUUCCCUACAUGAACAUGAAGCAUUUUCUCCUACAACUAUACCGCCUCUGUCUAAAAUGGAAGCCAAUGUUGUGGUACUGGGGGCAGACAAUGUUGGAAAAUCUGCUUUAACUGUUCGCUUUUUAACAAGAAGAUUCAUUGGUGAAUAUGGAGAUAUAGAAUCUGUCUACAAUCACAAUGUGACUGUUGCUGGGAGACAGGUUGCUUUCAAUAUUUGGGAUUCCCCUUUUGCUCAGGAUCGACUGAAUAAUAACAGUGGAAAGGAGAAACGGAUCCAGUGGGCAGACGGCUUUGUGCUGGUUUACAGCAUCUGUGACCGAGCCAGUUUCAACAUAGUCCGACAACAGAUCCAAUUUAUCAAGUCAAUGAAAGAUUACCCUGGCACAGACCGAGCUCCCAUCGUCAUUGUGGGAAACAAGAGGGACCUGUGUCACCGCAGAACAGUCUCCAGUGAGGAGGGAAGACUCUUGGCUCUAGCAACCCACUGUGAAUUUUGUGAAAUCUCCGCUGCAGAAACUUACCAUGGCGUGUUGGUGGUUUUCCAUGGACUAGUGGACAGAAUCAAGGAGUCCAAAAUCCUGACUAUCAGAAAACCAGCCGGGAUAAAGAGCAUUGUCCGGAGUAUGUCUGCUGUGUUCACAAGAAGAAGAACAGAUUCCUUGUGAACUUGUCAUUGUAUUCACAGCACAGCGCUGCAUGUUUUAGCGCGGACUCUGCCUCAAGUUGUACUACUUCCUUAAUCAUAAGGUUUACAUCUAUGGCCACAGUUUAUUUUAGCUUUGGGGAUUUUUAGAAAGUAAUUUUCUCCUUUCUCACUGUUUGUGAGGACUGGUGGAGCUAAAUGUCAGACUGAAGCUAAUGUGGGAGCCUAAAUGAUAAAUGUGGCUAGUUUGCAUUUGUAGCCUCUCCUCACCACACAUGCACAUAUUAUACAAUGGAUGGAGACCAAGCACAGGAACCUUUGCUAAUCCCCUCCCCAAUAUCUUUUUCCUGGGACACUGAACUGCCUGUAGCUCCAGCACUGAGUGCAGAUGAGUGAUCAAAUCUGAUACGUGCUCCACUGUAUGGGCCACUUCCCUCUAACCCUUUAGGAUAUUGCCUCAGAUGGUUUGGCAUUGAAAGACUGGCCCAUUUUCCCUUGAUCUUGUUGAACUUUUGGAUACAAAGACCCUUACCUUCCUCAUCAAUUAAGGGUGCUGGUUGCUUGGCGACCAUGAAAUCCAUCUGCUUUAAACCAGAUUCUUAUGCUGACUUGAGAAGGACUGUUG
This is a messenger RNA of Pristis pectinata (smalltooth sawfish), 1300 nucleotides long. Its product is annotated as Ras-related and estrogen-regulated growth inhibitor-like protein. Lineage: Eukaryota; Metazoa; Chordata; Chondrichthyes; Rhinopristiformes; Pristidae. The transcript has 5 exons. Gene Ontology annotation, molecular function: GTPase activity; GTP binding. The record is from RefSeq and is a predicted model, not a curated record. Bases 89 to 697 code for a protein of 202 amino acids.